GAGUUAUGGAGGGGUAAUAAUACACCCCAACAUUGAAUCCAUUGAUAAGAUCUCAGGAUGCGGGCUCGGAGGUGGGAGCUUCUUUCCUGAUGAAGACUAUAACCUGAGGUCAUCUCACCUCCAUUCAAGGUUUGUUCAAACUGCCUCGCAAGGUUGGGUAUUAUUUCCUCCAUUCUUGACCAUUACUUUUCUCUAUUAUCGACAAUCACCAUGGCUUCUUCUAACACACCAAACGUGGCCUUUAUCGGGCUCGGAGCGAUGGGAAUGGGUAUGGCGACAAACCUACUGAAGACCUUCUCUGUUACUGGUUUCGAUGUUUACGAGCCCACUCUCGAGAAAUUCAGAUCUGCGGGCGGACACACAGCUAGGACACCGCGAUCUGCGGUCUCCGAUGCAAAGUAUAUCGUCAUUAUGGUAGCAACGGCGGCACAGACGCUCUCGGUCCUUUUCGACGACGUCACUGGAGCGAUUCACGAAUUGCAACCAAAUGCCACGAUCAUAUUGAGCUCCACUGCUUUUCCCGAACACGUUCCAGAAGUCAGACAAUUACUCGACAAUAAAUAUAACAGAAAAGAUGUGGAAUUGGUAGAUGCACCUGUGUCUGGAGGGACAGGUCGAGCAGCUUUGGGAACACUUGUAGUUCUCGCUUCUGGGCCCGAAAAGUCCAUCGAAGCGGCAAACCCAGUGUUGAAUGCAAUGGCAGAUCCGCUGUAUAUAAUACCUGGUGGGCUGGGGGCGGGCACAAAAGUUAAAAUGGUGCACCAAGCUCUUGCGGGUAUACACAUGAUUAUGGCGUCCGAGGCAAUGGGAUAUGCUGCAUUUUUAGGUCUCAAUACUAAGCAGGCUUUCGAUUACCUUACGAAAUCAUCGGGAGGAAGCUGGAUGUUGGAAAAUCGAGUACCCCAUAUGCUGGAGAAUAAUUUGCAUCCGCAUUCUGCUCUGAAUAUCAUUGUCAAGGAUAUGGGUAUAGUGACAGCUGAUGGACGUAGAAUCAAUUGUCCACUAUUUCUUUGCUCCGCGGCUGAGCAGGUAUUGGCGUCGGGAGUACGUUCUGGAUUUGGCUUGGAAGAUGAUUCUGGACUAGUUAGAGCUUAUAUACCCACCCAACCGAGUCUUGUCUUUGAACAGACCACAGCCGCUGCUAUCACUCCGGAUGAUCCAAGAUUGAAGCUAGUUGAGGAUAUACUAGCAGGGGUACAUUUAGUUGCAGCAGCAGAAGCAAUGGCUUUUGGUCAGGCUAUAGGUCUGGAGUCUGAGAUGCUAUAUGAUAUUGUAAAGGGGGCGGCUGGAGCGAGUGCUAUGUUCGUGGAUCGAGUGCCAGCCUUGCUAAAUGGGAAAUGUGCCUCGAAUUCCUCUAUCAAUAAUAUCAUUGCUCGUCUGGUAAGUUAAUUUCACAAGAAUCUUUUACAGUAACGCCUUGCCGAUAUAUGGUGCUCACAAUCGAAUAGAAUAUAGCAAUCGAGGAAGCGAGCCGAGUCAAAUUUCCGCUGCAUCUCGCAGCAACGGCGUUACAAAUUUUACAGUUGGCAAGUGAUCGAGGUUUCGGUGAUGAGCCUGAUGUGGCGGUUGCGAAAAUAUGGGAUAGUAAAGUUAAAUUUCCCUCGCCUGUUUUUGCAUAGGGAGGCAGCUUUAUCAAUAAGCCAUAUUUUGAGCUUCCACACUUCCCAGUUGAAAUACGUUUCCCUUAAAAUGAAGACAACAAUUGUUGGCAUAUAAGAUUCGAGAACCUGUAGAUAUAGUAGAUACGAUUCUCUGGAAGAUCUGUGCCGACAUUUCCGAGCUAUACUCAUGCAUUAUGGGGAAGAGACUAAUGAAUUUAGAUUGUGCUAUGAUCCCCUUCAACCACGGCUGGUUUGGCCGCCGGCUAGAAACUAUAAAAUUCCGAAACUCUAUGCACAUACCACAAAUUGGCAAACCACAAGAGAAUUGAACUGGUUUCUUGGGAUUUGGAUUUUGAACUUUCUGAAAGCAUAAAUGGUGCCACUUGGUGUAAAUUCCGAAAGUCAGUAGGUAGCUGGCUUCGGAUUUUGAAUAACUUGGGAGCCCCGCCCUGAAAAAGAUACAGACUUAAGAG
Sclerotinia trifoliorum is the source of this 2074-nucleotide messenger RNA. NCBI's taxonomy places the organism in Eukaryota, Fungi, Ascomycota, Leotiomycetes, Helotiales, Sclerotiniaceae. The record is from the annotation of a GenBank genome assembly.